Terrapene triunguis (Three-toed box turtle) is the source of this 2502-nucleotide messenger RNA. RefSeq names its product protein phosphatase 1 regulatory subunit 3B (gene PPP1R3B). Gene Ontology annotation, biological process: regulation of glycogen biosynthetic process; regulation of glycogen catabolic process. Bases 90 to 992 code for a protein of 300 amino acids. The transcript has 2 exons. The record is from RefSeq and is a predicted model, not a curated record. Gene Ontology annotation, cellular component: protein phosphatase type 1 complex. Lineage: Eukaryota; Metazoa; Chordata; Testudines; Emydidae. Gene Ontology annotation, molecular function: glycogen binding; protein phosphatase 1 binding; protein phosphatase regulator activity.
GUUGCGCCCCGCCCCCGCCAUCCUGAGCCUCGUUCGGCAGCCUCGGCCCGCCGCCGCCGGAGCCGGGCUGAGCGCGCCCCGCCGGACCCAUGCGCCGCGCCAGAAUACUGGACUACUUUGCUCCUACACCAGCAAUGGCUGUGGACAUAGCCAUGCAGCUGUAUCUGUGUUCUCCACCCUUGAGAAGAGAGAGAUUUGCUUGUAAAAUCGCUCCAAAGCCAAACAAACCAUUACGUCCCUGCAUUCAGAACAGUAAGGCUGAGUUCAGUGAACCUGGAGAGGCAGCAACAUCUCUCCAGGGAAAUAGGGUGAAAAAGAGAGUUUCUUUUGCCGAUAGCAGAGGCUUGGCUCUGACAAUGGUUAAAGUGUUUUCAGAGUUUGAUGACCCGUUAGAUAUUCCAUUCAACAUCACAGAGUUAAUAGACAAUAUUGUGGGUCUGACGACAGUAGAGAGGGACAACUUUGUCUUGGAUUUCGUACAGCCUUCUGCAGACUACUUGGACUUCAGAAAUCGCCUUCAGACAGAUUUUGUCUGCCUGGAAAACUGCAUGCUAAAGGAUAAAGCUAUUGUGGGCACAGUGAAGGUUAAGAAUCUUGCUUUUGAGAAGACUGUGAGAAUAAGGAUGACAUUCGACACUUGGAAAAGCUUCACAGACUAUCCGUGCCAAUAUGUCAAGGACACUUAUGCAGGUUCAGACAAGGACACGUUUUCCUUUGAUAUCUGCUUGCCAGAGAGAAUUCAAUCCCAUGAAAGAAUCGAGUUUGCAGUCUAUUACGAGUGUGAUGGGAAAGUGUAUUGGGACAGCAACAGAGGCCUGAAUUACAGGAUCAUACAGUCUGAACUGAAAUCUGCUCGGGAAGUCUCGCAGCCUCAGGCUGGACCUGAUUUUGGCAUUGCCUUUGAUCAGUUUGGAAGUCCGAGGUGCUCCUAUGGCUUGUUUCCUGAGUGGCCUAGCUAUUCAGGGUAUGAAAAGCUAGGGCCUUACUACUAAUGGAGGAACUGAGUCUUGAUUCUCUAACUGUUGCUGUGCCUGUUGCAAGCUUGGGAAUUGGCCUGAACAUGAAGUUUGCUAAAGGGCUGGGUAAAUGACACUUUACAUGGCUCUGCAAAGCUCCAUUGGGGUAAAGCAAGAUGACUGUAACGUUCAGUGAUCGCAAGUGGUUUUAAUACCAGCUAAACUAGUGUCUUUUGCAUCAUGAUAGUUACCCCCCAGAUUCAACACUUGGAAACAGUUUGACAGAAUGGGAGACCUCACUGGAGUUUCUGCCCAGUGCUGCUAGUCCUCUUCUGUAUAAUGCUGCUAAUCUCCUCCAGUUAAACACUUACUACUUCAGUGAUUGCAUUGUUCACUUAGGUAUGUAGUAGUGUCUUGUGUUGCACAUUAGGGUUGUUACAGGCUUGAGUAUCUUAAAGAGGGAGGCUUUUUUAACUAUGCUCUACCAUUUCUGUAGCACUAUGCAAGUUGGCUUUGCUAGAAGACUAUUUGACAGGUAAUUUAUACAUGACAGGAGAUAUUAAAGCUAAACUAGCCUUCUGAUGGCAAGAGGGGGAUGUGAAUGUCCCUUCUCUCUGACCUUCUUUCUGUGCUGGAGCCUUUUUGUUAAAGAUGGAAAAGAUUCUAGAAAUGACACAAUAACCAUGACUAGAAGCUUCGCCUCGUGCCAUAUUAGGAGAUAUCUGCAUUUAUGGGAAGAUACUGGUAUGCUUAGUCACCAGUUCAUCUGUAAGAUUUUUUUUUUUAAAAUAUAACUUUUGUGUAGUAAAUUCAUAGGGAUUGCCCAUGUUGAGGAGUUGAAUUUUUUUUCCUUUAGAACUGUGUAGUAUCCUUGUAGCUUUGGGGUUAAAUCCUUUGACUCAUCAAGUGUUUUAAAAACCAUUUUUACUGGAGGGGAAGAGCUCUUUGUCUGCAACUGUUAAUAUGUCCAGAAGGUCUUCCAGCCCCCCGGCGCUCUUGAACUACUUGGGGAGUAACACUGAGGAUUUUUUCUUUUUUUAAUUUUUAAUCUUGCAGAUGCUGAAAGAUCGCCAUUCAGUUCUCAAUAUGUAUCUCUAUUAAUUGCCUUACUGUGCCUGGGGAGUGCAGCAGCUCCUACUUUUAGUGCUAAUGUAAAAUCAGCUUUCAUUCUGUUAGGAAACCGGGUGCCAAAGGGUUCAUGCAUGAGUGUGCAUGGACAGUAAAUACAUUGCAUGUUUGUGAAUUUAUUUGUUGUUUCUGUAGUGGGUUUGAAAUUUGAUAAACAGACCUCACUGCUGCUGCUUGUCAUGUCCUAUGAAGACAGUUUAUUCGGGAGACUAACUUCUUAGUGCAGUGUGAGUGCCUUGGCUCAGAACUUUUUUUGUGUACAAUAUCACAGCAGUGGCUUGAACUACAAAGGUUUCUGAAAUGUGACUGCUAGCUUUUAAAAAGUUCUGAAAAUUUGUAUUAAUCCAAGUCAACUGUUUUGUCUAAAACUUGUGUCUCACUAGAAUGGAUGUGUAGCUCUUUGUUCAUUGUUUUCAUG